This is a messenger RNA of Menidia menidia (Atlantic silverside), 1089 nucleotides long. NCBI's taxonomy places the organism in Eukaryota, Metazoa, Chordata, Actinopteri, Atheriniformes, Atherinopsidae. The record is from the annotation of a GenBank genome assembly.
GUGAAGAGGAAGGUGUCAGCAGCAGAAAGGCAACGGCAAUACAGGGCACUGCGAAAUGCUGACCCUGAAAGGUGGGCAGAAAAUUUGGAAAAAGACAGGGAGAGAUGGAAUAAAAAGAGAAAUGCAGGGUUAACCAGAACAGUGGCUAAUCUGAGUGAAAGGGAGCAGAGGCAUACGCGGACGUAUUGGAGAGAGGCUCAGCAGAGGUGUAGAGCAAGAGGGCAGAGAACUUUUGAAACGCCACCACCAAGUCCUGAACCAGACCCUGAACCACAUACAACCAGCAAAGAAUGCAUGUACGACGAAUGUCCAAAAUGCAGAAGCAAGGUCUACCACCUCAACCAUGACAAUGAUGCUGAGGGUCCAGUAAGAUGUGUUCAGUGGACAUCUGAACUGGGAGAAAGGAGGAAGAAAAACAAAGAAAAUCAGAAAGAAAGUCAGAAAGAAUCACAACCAGUCCGAAUGACUGUGAAAAAGGAGAUGGAGAGUUCUCUAGGUGACAUGUUUGAUAUGUUCCAGAAACAGCUAAGAGUCUUCACAAGGCAUCAUUUCAACAUCAAAACACAAUACGACCACUUCCGUGAGCUCAAGAAAAGUAUGACAUCUCAUGAGUGUUUGAUUCACAUUCACUUUUCAGAAAACUAUGCUUUCAAAUUGUCAGCAGAGAUUCGAGCUGUUCAUUUUGCAUCUUCUCAACAGCAGACAACCCUGCACACAGGAAUCCUUCAUGUGGGUGGAGUGGACAAACAUUUGUGCUUCACAACUAUCUCAGCAUCAAAAGAGAAAAGCCACGGGAAAGGUGCUCCAGACGGAGUGGGUGGGGUUUUAAAAAGAACAGCAGACAGACUGGUCAGUGAAGGAAAAGACAUUCCAAAUCCCAAGCGACUGUAUGACAGUCUGUUGAGUGUCCAGACCUCUAUACAGCUGUUCUACAUUGAAGAGGAAGCUGUGAACAAAGCUGGGCAGAAGAUGCCCAAACAACUCCCAGUGGUUCCUUCCACAAUGCGCCUCCAACAAACGAUCACUCAAGCACCAGGAAAGAUCAUCUACAGCUGUCAGCUGUGCCUGCUCAACGAAACAGAUUCUUGA